This is a messenger RNA of Coniophora puteana RWD-64-598 SS2, 372 nucleotides long. RefSeq lists its product as uncharacterized. The record is from RefSeq and is a predicted model, not a curated record. Lineage: Eukaryota; Fungi; Basidiomycota; Agaricomycetes; Boletales; Coniophoraceae. The transcript is spliced from 2 exons. The coding region runs from base 1 to 372 and encodes 123 amino acids.
AUGUCCGAAUCCGCCCGCGUCACUGUUCUCCUCGUCAAGGAAGACGGCGUCUCCCAUGCCGAUUUCGCGAACUUCUGGCUCAACGAGCACCCCCAGCUUUUCCAGUCUUUGUCCAUCGUCAAAGAAAAGAUCACCAAGUACGACCAGGCAAUCACCUCACCCGUCGCAAUGGGCGAGAUCACCGUCCCGCGUUCCGUGGCCAUCACCAGUGACGGUCUUGCCACCUUCGAGGCUAGGACCCUCGAGGAUAUCCGUGACGUCUUUACCUCUGAGGAGUAUCUCAGCACCGUUAGCCCUAUUGCGCUGAAAUAUACCAAGGCGGGCAGUCACAUUUUGGCGACCAAGAACGUCAAUGUUUUCACAAACAUCUAG